AUGCAGAGCGACAAUGGACUGGUCAAGGUCGCUUCCAACACGAACACGCCUCUCGCAACUCCCGCCUUGACCGAUGUCCCUUCCCAGAAAGCUGACCUUGUGCGCCAAUUCGCAACACCCAUCAAUUCUGCAGAGAACGGGCUGAUUGCGCAGUUGAUCAACAAUCCGUUCUUCGCGGCUGGCUUCGGUCUUGCUGGCCUCGGUACAAUCUUCGCCUUUGGUCGAAGAGGUCUUCGCCAUGGAGCAGCCCUUAUGCGACGCCGUCUUCUCGUCGAUGUCGAGAUCAGUGUUCGGGACGAUUCCUACCCCUGGUUUCUCUAUUGGAUGACGCUCCAUGAACGAGGCCGAUUGGUAGAUAAGGCAGCGCAGGCAAAAGCAGGAGCAGUAGAGUCUCUCCUCCAGCGACUCACACCAGGCAUGCGCCAUCUGGCAAUAGAGACGGAGAAAAGAGAACUGCCAAAUGGUGCCAUUCACACAAAUUUUGUCUUGAUCCCUGGUCCCGGCAGGCAUGUGAUCCGCUACAGAAAUGCGUGGAUAAUGGUCAACCGGCAAAGAGAGUCGAAGCAGUUCUCCAUGGAUGGAAAACCUUGGGAAACAGUUACCCUGACCACGCUAUAUUCUCAGCGGCACGUAUUUGAGUCGUUGUUCAAAGAAGCUCAUGACAUCGCCACCCAGUCGGUUGAAGGCAAGACUGUCAUAUAUACCGCAUGGGGCACAAAGUGGGAUAAGUUCGGCCACCCUCGCAGCAAGCGGCCGCUCGAGUCCGUCAUUCUCGACAAAGGCGUCAAGGAACGCAUAGUCGCAGAUGUGCAGGACUUCCUCUCGUCGGCUAAAUGGUACGCCGAACGAGGAAUUCCUUACCGGAGAGGCUAUCUCCUCUACGGCCCACCCGGAACGGGAAAGUCGUCGUUUAUUCAGGCCCUUGCUGGUCAUUUGAAUUAUGACAUCGCAAUGCUAAAUCUCAGCGAGCGUGGUCUUACGGACGAUAGACUGAACCAUCUCUUGACUGUCAUUCCCCAACGGACGCUGGUCCUUUUGGAGGAUGUUGACGCGGCUUUUGCAAACCGCCGUCAGGUUGAAGCAGAUGGAUACCAGGGGGCCAAUGUGACAUUUUCGGGCCUGCUGAACGCUUUGGAUGGCGUGGGCAGCGCCGAAGAACGCAUCAUCUUUCUAACGACUAACCACGUUGAUCGCCUCGACGAAGCACUUGUGCGGCCUGGCCGAGUCGAUAUGACUGUGCGACUUGGUGAAGCAACGCCUUACCAGAUUGAACAACUGUGGGCGCGAUUCUACAGUGAUGUCGAUGCAAAUGGAAUGUUCAGGCAGGAGUUCUUUGAGAAACUCCGUGAAAUAGGAGUCUUGCCUCCUGGGCCUGCAAGAAAUAGUCGGACAAGCAUGGCGGCCCUACAGGGUCUAUUCCUGUACAACAAAGGAAAUCCUCGUGGAGCCAUUGAUAUGGCAUGGCAGCUGGCACCGGGCGAGCUCCCCAGUGCUUUGAACAAGGACAGUCAGGCGCACGCAAUCGCCUCAUGA
Molecule: messenger RNA, 1533 nt
Organism: Fonsecaea multimorphosa CBS 102226
Lineage: Eukaryota; Fungi; Ascomycota; Eurotiomycetes; Chaetothyriales; Herpotrichiellaceae
Exons: 2
Coding region: 1-1533 (510 amino acids)
Biological process (GO): protein insertion into mitochondrial inner membrane from matrix; mitochondrial respiratory chain complex III assembly
Cellular component (GO): mitochondrial inner membrane
Molecular function (GO): ATP binding; ATP hydrolysis activity
Source: RefSeq, a predicted model, not a curated record